This is a messenger RNA of Rhizophagus irregularis DAOM 181602=DAOM 197198, 1715 nucleotides long. RefSeq lists its product as uncharacterized. NCBI's taxonomy places the organism in Eukaryota, Fungi, Glomeromycota, Glomeromycetes, Glomerales, Glomeraceae. Gene Ontology annotation, molecular function: protein binding. The record is from RefSeq and is a predicted model, not a curated record.
ACAAAUAAAAUGUUCGUUAGAAAUGACAUUAUUAAUAUUUAAAUAUUUUUUCUUCAAAAUGACUUCGAUAUUUCAUAUUGGUCUUUCGAAAGAUUUUUCUUUAAUAUUAAAUGAUGCAGAUGAUUUUAACGUUAUUAUUCAAGUUGGUGAAAGUAAAAAUAAAAAAGAAUUCCGAGCACAUUCGGUAAUUUUACGUGCUCGUUCUCCAUACUUUAAAAGGGCACUUUCAUCAGAAUGGAUUACUAAGGAGAAUGAUAUGAUUGUGUUUAGUAAACCAAAUAUUACACCAGCAGUUUUUGAUAUGGUUUUAAAAUAUAUUUACACGGGUGAACUUGAAUUGAAAAAAUAUCCAGGCGAAAUUAUUCUUGGGCUUCUAGUUGCAUCUGAUGAAUUACUCCUUGGAGAAUUAUUUGAACAUGUUCAAGAUUAUUUGGUUAAGAAACAAACAACCUGGGUUCAGGAAAAUUUUGUUCUUGUCCUUCAUACUGUAUUUAAACUUGCGAACUGCAAGAGACUACAAAAUUAUUGCCUUGAAUCUAUUUGUGCAGAUCCACGGCCAUUUAUUACUUCAGAAAACUUCCCCUCGUUAGAUAAAGACAUUCUUUAUGGUUUACUUGAACGGAACGAUUUACAGAUUGAAGAAAUUGAUGUAUGGGAUAGUCUAAUUAAAUGGGGUAUUGAACAAACUCCUGGUUUGGGAAGUAUGAAUAGUAAUAGAAUCAAAUGGAGUAAUAUAAAUUACGAAGCAUUAAAGAAAACUUUAGAUAGUUUUAUUCCUCUUAUCAGGUUUGCAGAAAUUUCUUCUGCUGAAUACUUUGAUAAAGUUCGACCCUAUAAAUCUAUUAUUCCUUAUCAUAUUUGUGAAGAAAUCGAAGAAUAUUAUUUUAAAGGUACUUUACCAAUGACAACUACUUUACCUCCACGAAGUGGAAUAAUCCAAAAAAUUGAAUCAAAUAUUAUCAAGCCAAGAUUAUCCAGUAUAAUUAUUAAUUGGAUUGAAAGAAAAGAUUCAAAUUAUAAUGGCAAAAAAAAGGAUACGGUUUAUAAUUUUAAUCUUAUUUAUCGUAAAAGUCGUGAUGGUAUGUUUAAUAAUAUUCAAAAUAUAUGUACAGAACAAGGAGCUAUACUGGUUUUAAUCCAAGUUAAAUAUUCUGAAAAAAUAUUUGGUGGAUAUAAUCCUAUUGGUUGGCAUAAUAAUAAUCCUUCUAAUAACCGCAGUUUUAAUAAACGCGGUUUAUAUAGUCGUAAUAACCUCAACCAAUAUUUGUCCACUAAAGAAAGUUUUAUAUUUUCGUUUGAAAAUAAUGAGGAUAUUAAGAAUAUGAAAAUUAGUCGUGUAAUUAAUUCAUCAUAUGCUAUAUAUAAUACUGGAAACGGUGUUAAUUUCGGCGGAAGUGAUUUAAAUUUAGAAAAUGGUUAUUUGUCAUUAUCUCAUAGCGGUAAUUAUGAAAAUUUAGACAUAAAUUUAGAACGGAAUAGGUAUGGAAUGGAAUGUCUUGAUGAUAGUGAUUAUGAAAUAAAUCAACAUGAAAUGGAUCAACAUGAAGUUGAAGAAAUUGAAUUUUUCAGGGUAAAAAAAAUUAAAUAGUUAUUAUAUUUAAUUAAACGUUAUUUUCACAGCUCUUAUGAUCGUUCUAUUUAUUGUUUAAAAAAAAAUCAAAAAUUUAUAUUAAAUAAAAGAAAGUCUUCAAGCGUCUUCUUGUGAUUAUCAUAUU